AUGCACCUCACGCAACACCACUUCACGCACGGCCUGCCGCGGUGGUGUGAGGAAAUGUGGCUUCAGUAUGUCAACGACAUCAUCUCUGGCAUCCCCUCGAAGGUCCCUUCGCGUCGCAACAACCACAGCUCCGACUCGUUCUGCGCCUUAACCCCCGCCCAGCUCGCCAACGCUGACAUGGGUAUCUUCCAGAACCUGCGCCUAUCGGACAUCUUCACGGAAGUUCAGUGGAUUGUGGUUCGCGAUGAAGAGGAACUCAUGGUGGUGUUCGACAGCCACUUCCCAGAUAGGGACUGGGAAAGCGAAGACCCAGUGUUUGCUUCUCGAAGGUACUACGACGAUUGGGUGGCAUUCACCUACCGCGUUUCGAGGACAGAGGUGGUGGAGGCAAAGAAGGCCCUAUUCCGCUUGUUCAGGAUGCUCUGCUGGAUUCCUUGGGGGGACGGUGGUGUUUGGGAGACCCGGCCCGAUCGCCGAUUUACCAGGUUCGGUGGGGCUGACCUGCGACUCCCGGCACCGAAAAUUCUCAUCCUUCGAGGGGAGCCGAUGUGGGAAUUGGCUGGGUGA
Molecule: messenger RNA, 567 nt
Organism: Coprinopsis cinerea okayama7#130
Lineage: Eukaryota; Fungi; Basidiomycota; Agaricomycetes; Agaricales; Psathyrellaceae
Exons: 2
Coding region: 1-567 (188 amino acids)
Source: RefSeq, a predicted model, not a curated record